Nicrophorus vespilloides is the source of this 1991-nucleotide messenger RNA. RefSeq lists its product as uncharacterized. Gene Ontology annotation, cellular component: presynaptic membrane. NCBI's taxonomy places the organism in Eukaryota, Metazoa, Arthropoda, Insecta, Coleoptera, Silphidae. Gene Ontology annotation, biological process: neuromuscular synaptic transmission; neuron-neuron synaptic transmission; clustering of voltage-gated calcium channels. The coding region runs from base 706 to 1890 and encodes 394 amino acids. The transcript is spliced from 4 exons. The record is from RefSeq and is a predicted model, not a curated record.
UUGAAAGUCUGGUGCUUGCAAUGAUUCGAUAUGACCUUAAUCUGUGGACGUUUAAUUGGCUUCUAGGUGUCUCGUUUUUUUUGAUGAUUGAGGUUGUUUACUACUUACAUUUCGUACAUGCAAAUAAUGAAUGUGCCGAAAAAAAAAAUAUAUUUAUAGAAGGUUAUCACUCGUGCUGUCGAUGAUGAAGAACCAUUCGGAGGAGAGCGAGAAAGAGCGGAUCCUGACAAUAAGUAAUUCGUGCUUCAAGUGAAUCAGUCUAAUGUGUGUGUGUGUGUAUGUGUGGCAGAGAUGGAGCGUGCGUUUGGCCAACAAACGUUGGACAUGCAAUGAGCUGAUUAUUUGAUUGUUGUUGUAUGUUGUCAUUAUUAUUAUGAUUAUUAUUGUUUCUCUCUUUCUCUUUCGUUCGAGUGUUGUAUUUUUCUGUUCGGUGUGCUUUGUAUAAAGAGUGUUACGGUCGGUUUUAUCACGUGUCGUUCCCCUCUCCGUGUGCUGAAAAACGGCGAUUUGCUGAAGGGUUUUCGGCGUUCGCCAUCGCCACUUGUUGCUCGCGAUUGAAUAGAUAAUAAUAUGCGGACGCGAAAAUACUAGGUGUGCAGUCAUCCUACGAGGAUGAGCCCGGAGUGAGUCUUGAAGUGGCAGUCGCGAGAGUAGAGUCUUAAAUCUUAACAGAGAGAGAGAGUAUUGAUCAGAGAAGAGAUAGAGAUGAGGGGAAGCACCGCAGGGCUCGAGCCCGACACGAUGAAGGGCGAGAGCGCAACGCAUUACGCCUUCCUCAGCUUCUUGGACAGCGUCUUCUCGGCCGCGGUCGUGACGCCGGCGGUCGUCGCCUUCUGGCGAAGCGUCUGGGAGCUGAUGGGUCUCUACGUCUACCCCAACAACUCGCUGUACAGCGCGAUCACAUCCACGAUCAUCGGGGUGCUCGGUCAUCUGAUGUUCGCCCUUUCGCAGCACGCCUUCGAGUACUUCCAUCCGGACAAGAACCGGAUGGUCUACUACCUGGUGUCGCGCGUCUACACCGUGUGCUUCGCGUUCGUCUGCGUGAACGGAUGGAGGGGCCCGUGGUCCCUUCUGGACAUUUACACGCAGCCCAACCUGACGAGCGUCGUCGUGCCGACGGCCCUCGGCGUCGUUGCGCUCGCUUCGAUACGCGCCCUCCGCAACGUCUCCGCGCCGCCCUGCGCCAUCGUCACCGACUAUGUCAAGGGCUACUUCGAGGUGGUCACUAUGUUCAGAGUCCCAAUGGUCCAGAGGACUUCGCUGUACAUCCUGGACUGCUUAUUUUCCGUUCUGAUCGUCGGAACUUUGGUUGUGUUCGUUUGGCGAGGAGCCUGGGUCCUCAUCGACAUAUAUCUGUUUCCGGAGAUGGCGGAUUGGUCGGCAUGGGCAAGUCUGGUGCUGGGUUACAUGUCCGUGGCCGUGGCCUUCCUGAUGCAACCGGCCAUGAGGUGGUUGUGCGACAGGAUCAACGGUGCGGCGAGGCUCUUCGCCGCCGACGUUUUCCUCCUGUUCUCCCUCUUUGGCACCCUGAACGUGUGGCGAGGAAUCUGGAACCUGCUCAACAUCUACUUCCUACCAGAUAACCUGGAGUUGAGCUGCUGGAUCACGCAUUGGGUGAGCCUGAUCCUGCUGAUCCUCCUCGGCUGUUCCAACUCGCUGCUCGUGCGCGGCGUCUACAUCGACGCCGAAGAACCGGCAGGAAAGUGCGUCGUCUUUCCCUGCUACUACCUGAGGUUGAUCUUUCAGCAGGCCAGGGAGAAGAAGAACGGAAGCAGCAGCACCGUGCAGCUCGAAUCGAUGUCCAAGAGGAAGCAGGAGAUCGACGCCAAGUAUGCAGAUGGUAACGACGUCAAGCAAAUAUCGAUCAACAUGGAAUCGAAUCACAUAUGACGACGAUGACAAUCCGCAUCGAUUAUCAACAGAAAUUAUUAUUUUUUUAUACGAAACGCAGAGGAGCACUAUUUUUUAGCGAUUAUAUAAUUUAUAUAUAA